AAGCGUAGGCGUAGCAUGGAUUCAGACAGAAGGGUCGUAUGAAUAUGAAUGUGACCGUUUUAAUGGAUACCUGAAGGAAAGGCAGUUGAGACAAACUUAAUGUACACAAAAACCCUUUGCCAUUUUCGCUUUCUUUAAUUUUUUAAGCCUCUAAAGCAGAGUAAUCCCGAGGACUCUCCGGCAAGAACGAAAAAGGGGGCCUUGCCCUAUCGUUAUUACUUAUUAAGAAGCUGAAGAGACUGGAUAUAGAAAAAAAAAAAGUGAAAAAGAGAGGAGAGAGGGGGGAGAGAGAGAGAGAGGGAAAUUAUUUGGCAGCUCCUCCUCAUCUUCCUCGUUUACACUACCAAAGUUUUGGAAUUUUGCAUCAUCCCCUGUUCUAAUAUUUUAUAUGUAAAUAAAUUUGCUUUUUGUGUUUGGUAUAUGUCUGGUCUGGGGGUCCUGGGCUGGGCAGGGGGUUCAAGGUUAAGACAGACAGUGGAUUCAGGAUUGCAGCAAUCCGGUUUUGUCAGAAACGUCGAGCGUGGUGUUUCCCUCGGUGACACCCACGCCUCUUGCCUUUCUUCUUCCUCCCUCCCGGCCGCAAAGCAGAGACAUUAAUGGUGGUUUUGCUUUUGCAUGUUGUCUGACGGUGGCUCUGCCAUGGCGAUUCUCUCCAAAUCCAUUGGAGAUAAACUUUGACUGAUUCCUGGUUUCACUGACAAGGAAACAUGAAAUUGGGAUCAAAGAAAGGAUGGAAGUCCAUUGUUCCUAUGCGUUUGAGAGGCAAAGCAGCCACCCGUUUCUGUCUAUUCCCUAAAAUGAAGCCAGCUGGCUAUGGUCCAGGCAAUACACCGGUAUAUCUCAAUGUAUAUGACUUGACACCCAUGAAUGGCUAUCUCUACUGGGCUGGCCUUGGUAUCUUUCACUCCGGAGUUGAAGUGCAUGGUGUUGAAUAUGCAUUUGGGGCUCACGAUUACUCAACAAGUGGUGUCUUUGAGGUCGAACCUCGCCAAUGCCCAGGCUUCAAGUUCAGGAAGUCCAUAUUCAUUGGGACAACAUGCUUGGACUCGAAUCAGGUUAGGCAAUUCAUGGAGUAUCACUCUACCAACUUCCAUGGUGAUACGUAUCACUUGAUUGUGAAGAACUGCAACCAUUUCUGCAAGGAUAUUUGUUACAAGCUGACUGGGAAACCAAUUCCUAAAUGGGUUAAUCGACUUGCAAAAAUAGGUUCAGUCUGCAACUGCAUCCUUCCUGAAACCCUUAAGAUAACUGCGGUGCAACAUGAACCCAAAUACCAAGCAUUCGGUAGUGAGAAGAGGAGACUGAGAGGUUCCUUUAACUGCUUGUCUUCGAUCUCAAUGCGACAGAAGCAGUUAUCAACAUCUUCACUGUUUCUAGCUUCACCCUUGAAGACCUGCCUGCCACCAUGGGAAUUGAGAAGGUCUAGUAAUGGCUUGUUGAAGGAAAGGUAAGAUGGCCUCUCAUAAAAUUCCACCCCUUGCUCAUCUUAGACGUGAACAUGUCCAAUCAGAGGUUUCUCUAGUCUGUAAAUUUUCAGCAUGGUAACCAAGCUCCUCCUUAAACUCAGUGGCGGAGGAGAGGGGGUGGGGAGGAUUUUGCUUCAAACAUCUUUUGUUUUUCCCCUUUGGUUGUACAAAGUUUCUGGUGUAAUGCUUUAUCAUGUUUGUAACAGUGUUCUGGCAGUUGAAAGCUUUUAGAUGCCAAGUGUUACAUUCUAGAUUAGGGGAAAGAAACAGGUAAAUCAAAGCAUUGCUCUGUUAGGGACUCUUGUUUCUUAGAUUUUGUUUAAAUAUUCUCGAUUGUUAUA
Molecule: messenger RNA, 1807 nt
Organism: Malania oleifera
Lineage: Eukaryota; Viridiplantae; Streptophyta; Magnoliopsida; Santalales; Ximeniaceae
Product: deSI-like protein At4g17486
Exons: 4
Coding region: 708-1451 (247 amino acids)
Biological process (GO): protein deubiquitination
Molecular function (GO): deubiquitinase activity
Source: RefSeq, a predicted model, not a curated record